CUAUCAAUGGAAUACUGCUAAAACGGGAAUGCAAUAAAAUGUGUAAAUGGGCAGUGAACGAACUUUGGUCUCAUAAAGUCUUCCCUUAAGUCAUGAUUGAACACCCCCAACUGCUGCUCGACCCGAGACUUCUUCUCUCUCCCUCGUUCUUUCUAGGAACUCGAACAUGUGUGGAUAUAGUACGUAUUUAUAGUCCAAUACGGUGUUCCCCAAACACACACACCGACAGACUCUCGCUGAGGAAUUACAAGUGAGAUCUACGUAGCUCUACGUAUCCGUAGCCAGCCCACAAAGUCCAUUCAUUUGUCGAUCGGACUUCUUGGCUGACGCAACGAAUAGUCGCGCUCGCAUCGCAUCGCAUAAAACUUGGAUUUUUUUUUGUAUGGGGCUGAAAAGCGGGACAAAGAUCCUAGACAAAAUCAAUACAAAAGUGAAGUGUGGUCGUUGUCCAAAGGACGCAAAGAAAGUCCUCAUAGUGAUCCAAUAAAAGUACUAAUAGUGAAGUAAAGAAAGUUUUUUUUUUUUACUAAGCCAAAGUUAUAAGGAGUUCCUUCAAAAAUGUUACCAUCAUGCUAUUCGAAUGGUUCGGUUUUGCCUGAUAACGAGGACCUGGUCAACUCUCUGCUGGCCAAUCCCGAGUAUCUUCGGACCAGUGCCAAUCCACUUGGCACAAGUGCCGUCGGGAUGGAUAGUCUCAUGUGUAGCUCGUUCCCAUCGGCCUUUUACUACCAGGGCAUCGACAACUUCCUAGCUCUGCACAAUAAUAUCUGGACUCUGCCCAUAUCCUUCCUGCACAACACCCAUCGGCCGGAAAAGCCACCGUUCUCCUACAUUGCUCUCAUCGCGAUGGCCAUUAGCAGUGCACCCAAUCAGCGUUUGACCCUCAGCGGCAUCUACAAGUUUAUCAUGGAUAAAUUCCCCUACUAUCGGGAUAACAAACAGGGCUGGCAGAACUCCAUCCGACAUAAUCUAUCGCUGAACGACUGCUUUGUGAAGGUGCCGCGAGACAAGAACACCAUCGAUGACAAUGAUAGCGCCGGAAAGGGCAGCUACUGGAUGCUGGAUGCCUCCGCCUCGGACAUGUUCGAGCAGGGUAACUACCGUCGACGUCGGACCCGGAGGCAGAGGCAUUGCACCAACGCCAGUCGCUAUGAACGGGAUGCGGGCAAGGAUGCUACGGAUGGCAGCAGUACGGCGGAAAUCAGAUCGCCCAGCGACUCGCUGAACGACUUUGAUAUCUUCUGCAACGAGAGGCCGAACUACUCGGAUCGCAUCACGGAUCUGCACCGUCAGUACUUAUCCGUAUCCCUUGGCUUCAAUAGCCUGUUUAAUGGCGAGGCAAGUGGGGUGCGCCAACUUCCAGGCGCUUCCACGGUGGUUAGAGAAUCCAACGCAGACGUCGACGCCGAGGUGGAUGGCGAUGCAUCCACGGACAGUCCGUGCUCCAGCUCCAGCAAGACAGCUCAGAACAUCCCGGAUAGUGCAUCGGCCCUGCACGAUGAAUUACAUUCCCCGAGCGCCUUCACGCCGACCCACAACCACCGGCUCCCAGGACUAAGCGAUGCAUUUAAGGGGCUCCAACAUCUGAUGCCCAGCAAUACAGCUCCAGCACCUGGCACCGGAACAACAGCAGCCAACAGCCGAUCAAAGACGACGUUAUUCACAAUCGACAAUAUUAUUGGCAAGCCCUGAAUGGUGGAAUAUGGUUGUUAAGAAUAGCAUAGCAUUAAGUACUUACACGUAAUCCAAUCCAUUAUCACCGUGCAAUGAUUAAAACUGAUAUGAGUUACA
This is a messenger RNA of Drosophila pseudoobscura, 1791 nucleotides long. RefSeq names its product Forkhead box L1 (gene FoxL1). The coding region runs from base 559 to 1692 and encodes 377 amino acids. NCBI's taxonomy places the organism in Eukaryota, Metazoa, Arthropoda, Insecta, Diptera, Drosophilidae. Gene Ontology annotation, molecular function: DNA-binding transcription factor activity, RNA polymerase II-specific; RNA polymerase II cis-regulatory region sequence-specific DNA binding. The transcript is spliced from 3 exons. The record is from RefSeq and is a predicted model, not a curated record. Gene Ontology annotation, biological process: regulation of transcription by RNA polymerase II; cell differentiation; anatomical structure morphogenesis.